UUGGUCGGCCUACUUCUGCAGCGGGACAUCAAGUUUAGGGAGGAUUGUCCACAGGAUCGUGAGGAACUGGGUCGCCACAGCUGGGCUUUCCUUCACACGGUGGCCGCCUACUACCCUGACCUGCCUACCCCGGAACAGCAGCAAGACAUGGCCCAGUUCAUGCGUUUAUUUUCCAAGUUUUACCCGUGUGAAGAGUGCGCUGAAGACAUAAGGAUGAGGAUAGACAGGAGCCAGCCCGAUACCCGCUCUCGGGCCUCCUUCUCCCAGUGGUUGUGCCGACUGCACAAUGAGGUGAACCACAAGCUGGGCAAACCCACCUUCGACUGCUCAAAGGUGGAUGAGCGAUGGCGUGACGGCUGGAAGGACGGUUCCUGUGACUAAAAGAUGGACAGCCAGAGCCUGGGGGGUAUGGGCGGAUGCCAGACAGAGCCUUGUGGGUGGCCUGGCUGGAGAAGGGUGUGCGGGGAGCUGAUUAAAGUGCAUCUGAGCCAGAACCUGUCAUCUCCGUGGGAUGGACCCCUCCCCUCAGGUCGGAGAGUAGAAGUGGAGGUAUUCACUGUCGGUGCCUCUCCGUUGAGGCCUGGCGGGGCUGCAGAUGAGGGACGCAGGAGCAGCCGCACCGCCCCUGCCAUUCGGUCUGCAGUCUUUUGUCCACCCUGUGUUCUAAGCCAGAAGGCCGUGGGCCUGGCUGCAGCACCUGGCACUGUGCCUUCCCACCCACCGUCUGGGCGAGGAACCUGCAGAGCUGUGGCUCUGCUAUUGCCAGUUGAGGAUUGAGGCCCAAGUGUGGGCUUUCCCUCGGGCAGAGGGCCGUCCACCGCGCUGCCUCCUCACUGCUUGGGACAUGGCCUUCCGUAACUGUGCCAGUCCUGUUAGCAGGGGGUUCUGGGACGGCUUCCUCAGAGUCUUAAGACCAAAAUUAAAUGCUGGAGGUGA
Dipodomys ordii (Ord's kangaroo rat) is the source of this 936-nucleotide messenger RNA. It is a transcript of the gene Gfer, whose product is annotated as growth factor, augmenter of liver regeneration. NCBI's taxonomy places the organism in Eukaryota, Metazoa, Chordata, Mammalia, Rodentia, Heteromyidae. The annotation marks the transcript as partial. The transcript has 2 exons. Gene Ontology annotation, cellular component: mitochondrion. The record is from RefSeq and is a predicted model, not a curated record. Gene Ontology annotation, molecular function: flavin-dependent sulfhydryl oxidase activity; flavin adenine dinucleotide binding. Gene Ontology annotation, biological process: liver development.